AUGCGACCAGAAGAGAUUGAGAGCAUAUUGAUGCGGUUAAAAAAUGGUGAAAUUUCGGAAGACGAUUCCACCGACAAUGAAGAUGACAUAGACUAUUAUUCGAGCCAAAGAGAUCGCCUGAUGGAGCUAGAAGAUGAAGAGGAUGUAGGUAAUUUUCCCACUGACCUAAACUUGGAUGCAGAUCUGCCUGUAGCAAUCGUAGAUACCGACAUGCAACAUAAUUUAGAGACUGUUGAACGAAGCCCAACUCCUACAACCAGCAGCCAGAACAACCCGCAAACUGCACCUUUCAACUCUAGAAGCUUAGUGUGGAGAGUAAAGAAUAUGGACAUAGUCCAAAAUGCUUUCCAGUUUCCUGGAAACACUGAGUAUUCACAAGAAAUUAUGAACUUAGACACUCUUUUUCAGUUUUUUUCUUAUUUUUUCGGUGAAGAAAUUUUAAGAUUUCUAGUGGACGAGUCAAAUAAAUAUGCCUUCCAAAAGAAUCCCAACUUUACAGAACCUGUAACUGUCUUAGAAUUACGCAAAUUUAUUGGAAUUCUUAUUUUUACUAGUGUAUAUCAUUAUCCCAGUGUCAGGUCAUACUGGUCAAACAUUACAAAGUUUGAACCCAUAGCACAAACAAUGAAUCGCAACAGAUUUGAUAAAAUUCGACAAAUUUUUCACAUGAAUGAUGACUCUAAACAUUUGCCCAUUGAUCAUCCCCAGCACGACCGACUGCAUAAAGUAAGACCAGUGAUAGACUAUUUGAACAAGAAAUUUAUUACUGUACCAUUUGAGCAUCGUCUAUCACUAGACGAGCAAAUGUGUUCCACUAAAAUUAAACAUUUUAUGAAACAAUACUUACCCAACAAGCCCCAUAAGUGGGGAUUCAAAUUAUACGUUUUAUGCUCUCUGUCUGGGUAUGCCUACAGUUUUGAGAUUUACUCAGGAGCUAAGGACAAAGACCGUUUACCUGGCGAGCCAGACCUCGGACCUGUAUCGAAUACAGUUAUUCGAUUGUUACGACCAGUACCAAGGCACGUCAAUCAUAUAACUUAUUUUGACAAUUUUUAUACGAAUAUUCCUCUGCUACAUUACUUGACCAACGAAGGUAUUUAUUGUCUUGGAACAGUACAGAGAAACAGGCUUGGAAAGUCGUGCAAGUUGCCGGAGAAACGGGAAAUUAUGAAAUCUAACGUACCCAGAGGAACAUAUCACGAAAAUGUGGCCUUUCACGAAGGCCAAGAAUUUUCGGCCACAAGUUGGAAAGACAACAAACAAGUUCUAUUACUUUCGACGUAUGUUGGCGCUGAACCAGCGGAUACUAUAACCCGCUACGAAAAAAAAUUAAAGGCCAAUGUUCAAGUACCAUGUCCUCGGGUCAUAAAAGAAUAUAAUGCACACAUGGGCGGCGUUGAUUUGAUGGAUAGCUUCAUUGGUCGAUAUCGCAUCCGGAUAAAGUCGAGAAAGUGGACAACGAGGCUCUUCUACCACUUGUUAGACAUGACUGUCAUCAAUGCUUGGGUACUAUACAAAAAGGUAAACACAGUGAAAGGAAAACUUCAGAAGAACAUUAUGAAGUUAGCAGAUUUUAGAACUGAGCUUGCCGAUACUUUAUGUAGAUAUCAAAGUCACUCGAAAAAUAAAAGGGGAAGACCCAGUACCAACAGUCGACAAGACACUACAGUACCUUCUAAAAGACCCCGGACAGGUGUACAAGUAUUACCCUCUACUGACGUGCGUUGCGUUGUAUUGGUCAUGAAAAAAUAUUUAUGGAUUCUAGAAAUAAGUGUAAAUUUAAUAAUUGUAGGAAACUUACCUCCUGGUUCUGUAAAAAGUGUAAAGUGUCGUUAUGCGAUAAUAAAAACAAUCAAUGUUUCGCAUUAUUUCAUGCAUAGGUAUAUCUGA
Molecule: messenger RNA, 1890 nt
Organism: Parnassius mnemosyne (clouded apollo)
Lineage: Eukaryota; Metazoa; Arthropoda; Insecta; Lepidoptera; Papilionidae
Source: the annotation of a GenBank genome assembly